This is a messenger RNA of Cicer arietinum (chickpea), 1731 nucleotides long. RefSeq lists its product as uncharacterized. The record is from RefSeq and is a predicted model, not a curated record. Lineage: Eukaryota; Viridiplantae; Streptophyta; Magnoliopsida; Fabales; Fabaceae.
AUGUUGCUUGAUUUACUAAGAGAUGCUUUACCAGAAGAAAAUGUUUUGUCAAAGUCGUAUUAUGAAACUAAAAAGAUUGUUUCAGGAUUAGGUUUGGGGUAUGCGAAGAUCCAUGCUUGUCCCAAUGAUUGCGUAUUAUAUUGGGAUAAAUAUGCCAAAUAUGAAGUAUGUCCAAAGUGUAGUACGUCAAGGUGGAAAACAACAAAUGAAGAUGUACAAGGUAAUGGAAUGAAGACUUCUGAGAGGCAAAAGAAGAUACCAGCAAAGAUCCUUCGAUGGUUUCCAUUGAAACCAAGGUUGCAAAGGUUAUACAUGUCCUCCAAAGUUGCAGAAUCAAUGAGAUGGCACCAUAAGAGUAGAUUGAAUGAUGGUUCUCUUGGGCAUCCAGUUGAUUCCCUUGCUUGGAAGAAUUUUGACGCUCGGUAUCCAACAUUUUCGUUAGAUCCUCGUAAUUUUCGAUUAGGAGUGGCUUCAUAUGGUUUCAAUCCUUUCAAGACUAUGAGUAUUACUCAUAGCACUUGGCCUGUUAUUCUAAUUCCUUACAAUCUUCCUCCUUUGAUGUGCAUGAAACAACCAUACUUCAUGUUACCACUAUUAAUUCCGAGUCCAAAAGGUCUUGGAAAUAACAUUGACAUUUAUCUGCAACCUUUAGUACAAGAGUUGCAAGAGUUAUGGGAUGAUGAAAUUGAAACAUUUGAUGCCUAUAAGAAAGAGACAUUUCAACUUCGUGCAGCUGUGAUGUGGACUAUUAAUGACUUUCCAACAUAUGAUAACUUGUCUGGAUGGAGUACUAAAGGUCAAUAUGCAUGUCCAUGUUGUGGUAUUGAAACUACCUCGCAGUGGUUACGUCAUGGUAAAAAAAUUUGCUACAUGGGUCAUCGUCGUUGGUUAUCUCCCAAACAUAAGUGGAGAUUGAAUAGUAGGGAUUUUGAUGGAACACGAGAGCUAAGGAUCCUUCCUAAAAGACUUGAUGGGACUGAUAUUUUAAGACAAAUAGAGGAAUGUAGAGAAAAAGAUCUAGCAAAUGGAGCACAACCUUGGAAAAAGAAGAGCAUUUUCUUCACAUUGCCUUAUUGGCAAUAUAAUGUAUUGCGUCAUAAUCUUGAUGUGAUGCACAUUGAAAAGAACGUAUGUGACAACAUUAUUGGUACAUUGUUAAACCAAGAGGGAAAAUCCAAAGAUAAUUAUAAGGCACAAGCUGAUCUUGUAGAUAUGGGCAUAAGAAGUAUGCUUCAUCCUCAACCAACGCCUAAUAUAACUACAACGUGUUUGCCUAGAGCAUGCUAUCAAAUGACUAACAAAGAAAAGGAGUCUUUCCUAAGCAUUCUCAAGAAUGUAAAAACUCCAGAUGAAUGCUCAUCAAACAUCCCACGUUGUGUGCAUGUCAAGCAACACAAGAUGUUUGGAUUAAAAAGUUACGAUUGUCAUGUUUUGAUGCAAGAGCUUCUUCCAGUAGCAUUACGGGGUUCAUUGCCAGAUAAAGUCACUUCAGUGUUAGUUGAUCUUUUCAAUUUCUUCAAGCAAAUUUGUUCUAAGAUACUUAAUGUGGAAUUUCUAUCACAAUUGGAGUCUAAAACAGUUAUCACACUUUGUCAGUUGGAAACAAUUUUUCCUCCUUCAUUUUUUACUGUUAUGAUGCAUUUGGUAAUUUAUUUGGCACACAAAGCCCAAGUUGUUGGACCGGUACAAUAUCGAUGGAUGUAUCCAAUUGAGAGGUGUGUAUGUUUAUAA